AUGGGAAAGACUAGAGAUCUCUUCAAGAAAAUCAGAGAUACCAAGGGAACACUUCAUGCAAAGAUGGGCUCAAUAAAGAACAGAAAUGGUAUGGACCUAACAGAAGCAGAAGAUAUUAAGAAGAGGUGGCAAGAAUACACAGAAGAACUGUACAAAAAAGAUCUUCAUGACCCAGAUAAUCACGGUGGUGUGAUCACUCACCUAGAGCCAGACAUCCUGGAAUGUGAAGUUAAGUGGGCCUUAGGAAGCAUCACCAUGAACAAAGCUAGUGGAGGUGAUGGAAUUCCAGUUGAGCUAUUUCAAAUCCUGAAAGAUGAUGCUGUGAAAGUGUUGCACUCAAUAUGCCAGCACAUUUGGAAAACUCAGCAGUGGCCACAGGACUGGAAAAGGUCAGUUUUCAUUCCAAUCUCAAAGAAAGGCAAUGCCAAAGAAUGCUCAAACUACCAUACAAUUGCACUCAUCUCACAUGCCAGCAAAGUAAUGCUCAAAAUUCUCCAAGCCAGGCUUCAGCAAUACGUGAACCGUGAACUUCCAGAUGUUCAAGCUGGUUUUAGAAAAGGCAGAAGAACCAGAGAUCAAAUUACCAACAUCCGCUGGAUCAUUGAAAAAGCAAGAGAGUUUCAGGAAAACAUCUAUUUCUGCUUUAUUGACUAUGCCAAAGCCUUUGAUUGUGUGGAUCAC
Messenger RNA from Dama dama (fallow deer), 681 nucleotides. RefSeq lists its product as uncharacterized. The annotation marks the transcript as partial. The transcript has a single exon. Lineage: Eukaryota; Metazoa; Chordata; Mammalia; Artiodactyla; Cervidae. The record is from RefSeq and is a predicted model, not a curated record.